UCACUUUCUCCAAUUCUUCAUAUCUCUUAUAUCUAACACUUGUCCUUCUCUCUUUCUCUUUCUCUUCAUUUCUCUUUUAUUUGCUCCUUUCUUGCUAUAUAUGUUUUUUCCCCCAUUUCCACUUUUGGUUUCAUUACAUUUUCCUUAGUUUUCCCAUCAGAUCAUUAGCUUAGGUUCUUAACACACUCACCAUUCACAUAUUCACUACUCAUCUUCAACUCAAACUAAAGAUGUCUAGCAGAAGGUCCAGGCAGUCUGCUGGUGUUCCAAGAAUCACUGAUGAUCAGAUAAUUGAACUUGUCUCCAAGUUACGCCAACUUCUCCCCGAGAUUCGUGAUAGGCGCACCGAUAAGGUAUCAGCUUCCAAGGUCCUACAAGAGACCUGCAACUACAUCAGGAGCUUGCACAGGGAGGUUGAUGACUUGAGUGAGAGAUUGUCCCAGCUUUUGGCUACAAUUGAUGCUGAUAGUCCUGAAGCUGCCAUAAUAAGGAGUUUAAUCAUGUAAUUAGACCCUUUGAAAUUACUUAACCAAUUAUUAUAUUUAUAUCAAUAGAUAUAUAAAUAUAUAUAUUUAAAUAUUCUUAUUUUUAAGUUGUUAGAAGAGAGUUUGAUCACUAGGAGCAGAUCAAACAGAGGGAGGUAGAAGCUAUUUUAAGAAAAGAUGCCAUGUGGGUAGGCAGCAAUGUAAUUAUAUAUAUUGUAUAAUAAGAGGAUUUGCACUAGCAAAGCCUAUUAUAUUAUAUUAAUUAUGAAUUAAUCUAUUUAAUUUUGGUUGUCA
Messenger RNA from Manihot esculenta (cassava), 779 nucleotides. RefSeq names its product transcription factor PRE5. The coding region runs from base 231 to 506 and encodes 91 amino acids. Gene Ontology annotation, molecular function: protein dimerization activity. Gene Ontology annotation, biological process: regulation of DNA-templated transcription; regulation of growth. The record is from RefSeq and is a predicted model, not a curated record. The transcript is spliced from 2 exons. NCBI's taxonomy places the organism in Eukaryota, Viridiplantae, Streptophyta, Magnoliopsida, Malpighiales, Euphorbiaceae.